Messenger RNA from Xenopus tropicalis (tropical clawed frog), 1392 nucleotides. It is a transcript of the gene lysmd2, whose product is annotated as LysM, putative peptidoglycan-binding, domain containing 2. NCBI's taxonomy places the organism in Eukaryota, Metazoa, Chordata, Amphibia, Anura, Pipidae. The record is from RefSeq and is marked validated.
ACUGUGAAGGAAGGGAAUAACGAGACUGAUAGAAGCAAAGGGCACGGAUGACAGAAUAAACACAAUGGGGACGACGAGAAGGGACCAGAGCUGAUAUCUCAGUGCAGCCGGCGCAGUCCUGCGGGAUGUGAGCUUAGCGCCCUCUGUCUGCCUGUGCGGGGGAUGCAAGAAAGGGGGCUCCUGGCUCUGUUGCGCUGUCCUUUCCGUUACCGGAGCUACUCCCCCACAGAACAUGGCUGACCUUUCACCGGUGCUUCAGCCGCACAGGGAAGGGGGCUCCCGCUAUGGCUACACGAUGUUCCCAGGACUUGAGUGUGAGUCUGAAGCCGAACUGUCUCUUAGCCUGGCCCGCACUAAAACCCGUUCGUACGGGAGCACAGCCAGUGUGGCGGCCCCCCUAUCCGAGAGGUACAUCGAGCACCGCCUCAGCCCAAGCGAUACCCUGCAGGGCAUCGCGCUCAAGUACGGAGUGACGAUGGAGCAAAUUAAAAGAGCCAAUAAAUUAUUUUCUACCGACUGUAUAUUUCUUCGGAAGUCCUUGAAUAUUCCAGUUAUCUCAAAGAAGGGCUCCUUGUUUAAUGGACUUGGCUCAUUGGACUCUCCAGAGAAUGAAACUCAAGAUAAUUGUAAUUCUCCAACAAAAGAGCCUGCAUUAGCCGAGGCUCAUACAGUCUCCAUACCCAGCUCUGCAAAAACAAAUCAACCUAUUGUUAGGUCAGAUGAAGAGCUGUCAGCCAAAGACUUUCUUCAGAGACUGGACUUACAGAUAAAGAGGUCUACUCAGGCAGCCCAGAGGCUAAAAGAAGAAGACCUCAGACAUGAUGAUUCCUAUGCAACUUGCUCCUAUCAGCACUAAGAGACAAGAAGAUAUCUGGUCUUGUUAAAGCAAUGGCUGUGGGUCCACAUACACCAAACAUCUAAUCUUAAAGACUUCCUUUGUUUGACAAAUCUAUUGUUGACAUUUUUAAUAUGAUUGCACUGAUGUUGAUUUAUCUGCAAUAGUUCAGUGUCCUUAUUAUAUUGCCUUUAAAUACAUAUGGCAGCCUUUGAAACCUACCGGUAUAUUUAUAUAUUAAAAGUAAGUCAUUUGCAGACACUGUUUGCUGCGUCUUUUGAAUUCAAAAAGGGAAAUGAAUGACAUAUCCGCACUCCUAUGACAUUUUGUUACAUGGCUGCAGACUGUAUUUCAUUUGCAAUACUCUGUAUUUUAGUUUCACUGCUCAUUUUAUCAACGGUUUUGUCACUUUUUUUUUUGGUUGUUUCUGUUUUAUAUUGCGGUUAAUUGAGACCCACAGAGGUCUUUUGAGUGCAAAUGAUAAAAAAACUUUACUGUGUUUAAUGUGAUUUUAUUGUUUACUCAUUUUAAAAAAUAAACUUCUUUCUGUGACUUAU